GUGGUGGUAGUUGUAGCAGUUGUCUGCAGCAGCAGUAGCAGCGGCAGCAGUAGUGGUGGUAGUGGCAGCAGCAGUAGUGCUGGUUCCGUUGGAGGUGCCGGUGGUGGUGGUGGAAAGGUGACGGCGGGGUGAAAGAUGGCGCGAGCCACGGACGAGGAGUGUUGACCCAUUUCGUAAAUCGAGCAUCGAUGGUGGUGUGAACAGUGGGGUGUUAAUUAAGUGCGAGGAAAAAACGAAAGACAGAUUAAGUAAUAGAAAAAGUAAAGAGAGACGCGAAUCGAAGGACAAAACAAGUAAACAAAUUUAGAAAAAAGAAAACAUACAAAUAAAUUUAAGUAGAUUACACCGUGGAUAAAAAUAAGUCUGGAUAAGGGAUAAGAAUCGAGUCAGAACAUUAUCGUCAGAGGCGAAGGACGGGCCUGGGCCGGUAGAGUGAGAGAGAGAGACAGAGAAAGAGAGACAUUGAUCCGGGAGGUGUUCCUACUCGGUUAAGUUGCGAUAGCGCGAGUAUUCGGGAGCCCAGCGUUGAUACAUCAAGCCUCAGUUGUUUGGCUUGAUAAAUUAACCGUCUUACCGGAUUCAUAAAAGCUUGCAAAAUUUUGAAAAAAUUCGACAUACGUGGAGCCCUGGCUGGCUCGGGCGGCUCUUCGAAGAUGGGUAACAACGCCGCAACGGCAAACAAGAAGGUGGACGCCGCCGAGAGUGUCAAGGAGUUCCUCGAUCAGGCGAAGGAGGACUUCGAGGAGAAAUGGAAGAAGAAUCCAACGAACACGGCCGGGCUCGAUGAUUUCGAACGGAUAAAAACACUCGGGACCGGGUCGUUCGGACGGGUAAUGAUCGUACAGCAUAAACCCACCAAGGAGUACUACGCGAUGAAGAUACUGGACAAGCAGAAGGUCGUGAAGCUGAAGCAGGUCGAGCACACCCUGAACGAGAAACGGAUUCUGCAGGCCAUCAGCUUCCCGUUCCUGGUCUCGUUGCGCUUCCACUUCAAGGACAACUCGAACCUUUACAUGGUACUGGAGUACGUACCCGGCGGCGAGAUGUUCAGUCACCUACGCAAGGUCGGCAGGUUCUCCGAACCCCAUUCGCGGUUUUACGCCGCCCAGAUCGUACUCGCCUUCGAAUACCUUCACUACCUGGACCUUAUAUACAGGGACCUUAAGCCCGAGAAUCUCCUCAUCGAUUCCCAGGGUUACCUCAAGGUCACCGACUUUGGCUUCGCCAAGAGGGUCAAGGGCAGGACGUGGACCCUCUGCGGAACGCCGGAGUACCUGGCACCGGAGAUCAUACUCAGCAAGGGUUACAACAAGGCGGUAGACUGGUGGGCACUGGGUGUCCUGGUGUACGAAAUGGCCGCCGGUUAUCCCCCUUUCUUCGCCGACCAGCCGAUACAGAUAUACGAGAAGAUAGUGAGCGGCAAGGUCAGGUUCCCGUCGCACUUCGGUAGCGACCUUAAGGACCUUCUGAGGAACCUGCUUCAGGUCGACCUUACGAAACGGUACGGCAACCUGAAGGCGGGGGUGAACGACAUCAAGGGUCACAAGUGGUUCUCGAGCACGGAUUGGAUCGCUGUUUUUCAAAAGAGGAUCGAGGCACCGUUCAUACCGAGGUGCAAGGGACCCGGUGACACGAGCAAUUUCGACGACUACGAGGAGGAGGCGCUCAGGAUUUCCUCGACGGAGAAAUGCGCCAAGGAAUUCGCCGAGUUUUGAGGCGACGAAGCUAAUCUGAACCAAUUUACGAUCAUCCGGUCGUGGCUGUUACGUCGUCGCAACAUAUCGCGCGAUCGACAACAACUGGAUCGACGACAACAACAAUUACUACAAAAACAAAAACAACCACAACAAGAACAAUAUCAAGAUCAGCAUAAACAACAACAACAACAACAACAACAAAAACACCAACAACAACAACAAGAACAAGAACAGCAACAACGGAUCGCGUUGUCGCGUUCGGUAUACAAUCGAACAGUCGUCGCCGACGAUCACGACGAUGAUGACGACGAUGAUGACUUUUCUGGACGCAACGUGAAACGCGUCCUUCAGCUACGGCUACACGGCUACGGGGGUUCAAAUUGAGGAUGACGGGAGAAAGGAAAAAAUUAAUAAAAAUGAAUAACAAAGAAAAAAAAAAAAAAAAAAAACCUGGUACCGGUGCCAAGUUU
Messenger RNA from Neodiprion fabricii, 2167 nucleotides. It is a transcript of the gene Pka-C1, whose product is annotated as cAMP-dependent protein kinase catalytic subunit 1. NCBI's taxonomy places the organism in Eukaryota, Metazoa, Arthropoda, Insecta, Hymenoptera, Diprionidae. The record is from RefSeq and is a predicted model, not a curated record. Gene Ontology annotation, molecular function: cAMP-dependent protein kinase activity; ATP binding. The transcript has a single exon. Gene Ontology annotation, biological process: peptidyl-serine phosphorylation. Gene Ontology annotation, cellular component: nucleus; cAMP-dependent protein kinase complex. The coding region runs from base 654 to 1715 and encodes 353 amino acids.